AUGGAAGAACUUACGGCGUUCGUCUCCAAGUCUUUUGACCAGAAAGUGAAGGAGAAGAAGGACGCGAUCACGUACCGGGAGGUGCUGGAGAGCGGGCCGCUGCGUGGGGCCAAGGAGCCGACCGGCUGUGCCGAUCCGGGCCGCGACGACCGCAGCAGCCCGGCAGUCCGGGCGGCCGGCGGAGGCGGCGGCGGAGGAGGAGGCGGAGGCGGAGGCGGAGGAGGCGCAGGAGGAGGAGGAGCAGGCGGAGGAGCUGGAGGAGGGCGCUCUCCCAUCCGGGAGCUGGACAUGGGCGCUGCGGAGAGAAGCAGGGACCCCGGCAGCCCGCGGCUUACGGAGGAACGAAGCCAAGGGCAACAAGCUAAGGUCCAGGCUAGGCUGCUUCUCCUGGACGAGGCGUUUAGGUUUCUAGUGUCCCCGGAGCUAAAAGAUCGCAAAGAGGAUGCGAAAGGGAUGGAGGACGAAGGCCAGACCAAAAUCAAGCAGAGACGAAGUAGGACCAAUUUCACCCUAGAACAACUCAACGAACUGGAGAGGCUUUUCGACGAGACCCACUAUCCGGACGCCUUCAUGCGAGAAGAACUGAGCCAGCGGCUGGGGCUGUCAGAGGCCCGAGUGCAGGUUUGGUUUCAAAAUCGAAGAGCUAAAUGUAGAAAACAAGAAAAUCAGCUCCAUAAAGGUGUCCUCAUAGGGGCUGCCAGCCAGUUUGAAGCUUGUAGAGUCGCACCCUAUGUCAACGUAGGUGCUUUAAGGAUGCCAUUUCAGCAGGAUAGUCAUUGCAACGUGACGCCCUUGUCCUUUCAGGUUCAGGCGCAGCUGCAGCUGGACAGCGCCGUGGCGCACGCGCACCACCACCUGCACCCGCACCUGGCCGCGCACGCGCCCUACAUGAUGUUCCCGGCGCCUCCCUUCGGACUGCCGCUUGCUACACUGGCUGCGGACUCGGCCUCCGCCGCUUCAGUAGUGGCGGCCGCCGCCGCCGCCAAGACCACCAGCAAGAACUCCAGCAUCGCCGAUCUCAGACUGAAAGCCAAAAAGCACGCGGCUGCCCUGGGUCUGUGA
Molecule: messenger RNA, 1062 nt
Organism: Cynocephalus volans (Philippine flying lemur)
Lineage: Eukaryota; Metazoa; Chordata; Mammalia; Dermoptera; Cynocephalidae
Gene: SHOX2
Product: SHOX homeobox 2
Exons: 6
Coding region: 1-1062 (353 amino acids)
Biological process (GO): regulation of transcription by RNA polymerase II
Cellular component (GO): nucleus
Molecular function (GO): sequence-specific double-stranded DNA binding; DNA-binding transcription factor activity, RNA polymerase II-specific
Source: RefSeq, a predicted model, not a curated record